UCCCAACUACUCGACCUGCUCACACACGAAUCAGAGAUGCCUCCCAAGCCCAAGCAUCGCGACGUGGCAGGGUUCCUGAGCAAGGUGCGCAACUUCUUUCUGGGUCGCACCCACAGGACGGCCCAUCGCUUUGCGGACACUAUCGCCCCAAGGACUCAGCCGCCCCCGGCCAUUCCUCAAGGUCCUUCGGAAGGCCUCUCCGCCAACUACUACUACACCAGGGAUCCUCGCCGAUUGGUUAAGCCGUUCGUCGAUGUGGUGCAGGAGUACAAGCAGAUGCUGAUGAGCAAGGCGAAGGCCGAGGAGGCAGCAAAGAACGCUAAGGCCAAUUCUGGAGAUGCCUCGAAAGACGGAACACCGCCUCCUCCACCGCCCAAGUCCGAGGAUGCCGAAAGGAAGGAAUGCAAGGAAGAGGAGGAUGCCAAAGUGAAGAAGCUGCCCACUCCUGGAAAGGUGCACUCGUGGGAGGGGCCACAUUAACCAAGUUUAUAGUUGCUCUUUGACAUCCCGUUGAAAACAGUUAAAGUGUUCGGCUAAUUGCCAGUUCCAUUGCAAUGCACUUUGCAGAUAUUUACGAUGUUAAGCAGGACAAUUAAAGGACUCGCAGCGGAGGCAAUGCAGGCGGUCGUAAAAAUGCAAAUCUAAUUAGACGUCAAGGGUGAAAAUCAUUUAUGGCACCUGCAUGAAAAUUUAAUUAAGCACACACAAUUAUCGAAGGCAGAAGCUGAGAGCUGGGAAGGCGGAAAAGCGGCAAGGCAGAGGCCCAAAGGGUUCGUUACUGGCCAGAACAAUAAAUUUGCAGGCUUAAUAACCUUUAAUGCUAUCAAAA
Drosophila eugracilis is the source of this 829-nucleotide messenger RNA. It is a transcript of the gene ND-B14.5AL, whose product is annotated as NADH dehydrogenase [ubiquinone] 1 alpha subcomplex subunit 7. Bases 37 to 480 code for a protein of 147 amino acids. Gene Ontology annotation, cellular component: mitochondrial inner membrane. The record is from RefSeq and is a predicted model, not a curated record. Gene Ontology annotation, biological process: ATP synthesis coupled electron transport; mitochondrial electron transport, NADH to ubiquinone. Lineage: Eukaryota; Metazoa; Arthropoda; Insecta; Diptera; Drosophilidae. The transcript has a single exon.